Thamnophis sirtalis is the source of this 1358-nucleotide messenger RNA. It is a transcript of the gene HESX1, whose product is annotated as HESX homeobox 1. Lineage: Eukaryota; Metazoa; Chordata; Lepidosauria; Squamata; Natricidae. Gene Ontology annotation, molecular function: RNA polymerase II cis-regulatory region sequence-specific DNA binding; DNA-binding transcription repressor activity, RNA polymerase II-specific. Gene Ontology annotation, biological process: regulation of transcription by RNA polymerase II; pituitary gland development; forebrain development. The record is from RefSeq and is a predicted model, not a curated record. Gene Ontology annotation, cellular component: nucleus.
GUUGGGUGGCAUCCAAAUUUGAUGAACAAAUAAACAAACAAAAUGGCAUCAAAUUAAAUUCUAAGCUAAGAAAAUAGAGGAGCAGACCUUUUAACAGUAUUUCAUUCAAGUGUUCUAUAAUCUAACCACUUGGAAGACAAUUACUGAAUUCUGACAGCCCAUUGCAGUGUGCCUUAUGCCAAAGACUAUUGUCAUCUUAGUGACCAUGUUCAUCAUUACGUAUGCAUAUGAAAAAGCAAACACUUUUUCUUCAGGAUUACCCUAAUAGCAUUAAGAGAUUAUUUUUAAAUUUUCAUUGGAAGAAAAUGCACUUAAAUGAGAUUACUUAUUACUUGACUGGUUUCCUAUCAUGCUGUUUUGUUUAGGUAAAUGAAGUCCACAGGAGUAUUAUUUAAAAACAAAACUGCCACCAACCAAGCCCUGAUUUUAUACAUUAAUGAUUUCAAAUAAAAGAGAAGUGUUAUACUUGUGCAUUGGUGCUUUUGAAAAAGUUAAGUCUGAUACUCUGGUUACAGGAGAUAACACUUUUUGUUCUUCUUGGUGCACUCCCUCCUCCAUUAGUUGCUAAUUACUUGGAAACAAAUAAACAAUUAACUCCUCUUGCCUCUUGGUGGGAGAAUCUUCAUUGACAUGCUAAAACUUUCUAAUAAAAGAUUUUAAUUAAUGACGUGGCAAAUCCAACCCCCUUGUUGCCAAAGCUAUAAGAAAAGACCUGUAAGUAAAAGCUGAAUUAUGGUGUGGGGAGGCUGGCAAAAGAAUGGCAGGCAGAUCCUUGUAUGCUCAUAAUGCGGCUUCGUCUUAUAAUAAUCAGAAUAAAUCCAGUCUUGGGGAAGGCAAAAACACUUCCUUUUCAUUUUCCAUUGAAAAUAUUUUGGGAUUAGAGCAGGAAAAAGAUGGCACUCCAGCUGCAAAACCCCACAGGCCAUGGGUGGAAAAAUGCAGUGAUUUAGGAGAAGAUUGUUUGCCCUGCCUACAUCUCUCUUCAAUAUGCUGUGCACUCCCUUUGUAUAAUACAAGCAACUGCCGAAAAGCUGAAGAAAGAGUUUUGAAAUGUGAAAACUAUUUCGCAGUCAAUGAAAGAUUUUCUUACAAAAGGGACUUGAGUUGGUACAGAGGUAGGAGGCCAAGGACUGCAUUCACUCAAAUCCAGAUAGAAAUACUGGAAAAUGUUUUUAGAGUGAACUCUUACCCUGGAAUUGAUGUUAGAGAAGAGCUGGCUCAAAAAUUAGAUUUAGAUGAAGACAGGAUCCAGAUCUGGUUCCAGAACCGCAGAGCAAAACUGAAAAGAUCCCACAGAGAAUCACAGUUUCUAAUGGUGAAAAAUACUUUUUCUCAAACAAUUAUAAAAUGAAAAGAAA